GUUGGCAUUAAGGUUGCGGUAGAAGAUCCACUUUCAAAUACGCAGAAACACGUUUGUAGAGCAUUUUCAACAUACGUGGCCAAACCAGCUGGAGAUAAAAAGGUUAAUCUAAAACCUGUCAAGCUUCAAAUUCCACAAGAUCACUUGGAAUACAGUCUAGCGACCGAAAGGAGGAGAAUCCGACUUUACCAUGAAGUGUCCUAUAACAAUCUGAUGGAGGACAGCGGUGCUCUUUAUGACCCAGAUUGGGAAAAUGACCACAACAAGAUCUCCACAGACUGUACCCGCGUAGAGAGCAUUGAACUGGUUCUUCCACCCCAUGCAAACCAUCAAGGGAACACAUUUGGAGGACAGAUCAUGGCUUGGAUGGAAACUGUGGCUAAUAUUUCUGCAAGUGUUGAGGUUGGUGUCCGAGUGGAAGCUUAUAACUGUGAGGAGUGGACAGAGGGCAAACCACGCCAUAUUAAUAGUGCUUUCCUCAUUUAUCAAGCGCUGGAUGCCAACAACCAGUAUGUAACGUUCCCCAGAGUUAAAGCCUCAAACAAGGACAGCAUCAGACGGUUUUGUGGAGCCAUCGCACGCAGGAAAAUUCGUGUGGCCAGAAAGUAUAUUCUGUCAAGCAAACCAGAAAAG
Staurois parvus is the source of this 633-nucleotide messenger RNA. The record is from the annotation of a GenBank genome assembly. NCBI's taxonomy places the organism in Eukaryota, Metazoa, Chordata, Amphibia, Anura, Ranidae.